Molecule: messenger RNA, 327 nt
Organism: Penicillium brevicompactum
Lineage: Eukaryota; Fungi; Ascomycota; Eurotiomycetes; Eurotiales; Aspergillaceae
Product: TMEM14 family protein
Exons: 3
Coding region: 1-327 (108 amino acids)
Cellular component (GO): membrane
Source: RefSeq, a predicted model, not a curated record
AUGGCUGAACACCCUUCUUUCACUCUCGCUGCCCUCCUGCCCAUCGGAGGCACCGUUGGGUUCUUGAAGACCCGGUCGGCUCCCUCCUUGAUUGCCGGUGUUGGACUCGGUGUUUCCUAUGCAUACUCCGGAUACUUGAUCAAGGAGAACAAAGACUACGGCACUGAACUUGCCCUGGGUAACAGUAUCCUCCUCCUGGGUUCUGCGAUUCCUCGAAUCAUCAAGACCAAGGCUAGAGCUGCUAUGCCUUUGGCACUCGGUGCCACGGGUCUGUUGGCAUCAUUUUACUACCAGAAGAAGGUCCGAGAGUUCCGUUUCGGAGUCUAG